This is a messenger RNA of Phalaenopsis equestris, 1066 nucleotides long. RefSeq names its product pyrrolidone-carboxylate peptidase-like. Gene Ontology annotation, biological process: proteolysis. The coding region runs from base 232 to 894 and encodes 220 amino acids. The transcript has 5 exons. The record is from RefSeq and is a predicted model, not a curated record. Lineage: Eukaryota; Viridiplantae; Streptophyta; Magnoliopsida; Asparagales; Orchidaceae. Gene Ontology annotation, cellular component: cytosol. Gene Ontology annotation, molecular function: pyroglutamyl-peptidase activity.
AUUGAAUAGCUUCUAACCUCAUGGGUUUUGGUCCAAUCUUAUUUUUGAAGUUUUAGUUCUGGUCCGAUGGCAUGCUUUGCUGAAUACGUUUUUUUUCUGUGACAUCAAUGUUCUACUGCUGGUCUAUACUCUUUGAAGAAACGUCAUUAAUAUAUUUGUGACUGCAAUAUCCAUCAUCUUGAAUUAUUCAAGUGCUGAACAGCGUCAGUCUAUUACAUUCUUUCUUAAUCAAUGGGUUCUGAAGGGCCUCCAGUAUUGACUGUUCAUGUUACCGGCUUUAAGAAAUUUCAAGGUGUCCAUGAGAAUCCUACAGAAACCAUUGUAAAUAAUUUGGGACGAUAUAUGGACAAAAAGGGAUUACCAAAGGGUCUUCUUCUAGGAAACUGCUCUGUUCUGGACACUGCUGGAGAAGGGGCAGUUGAACAACUUUACAAAAUUUUGGAAACUUCUUUGAGUGGGCAGAACAAUCAAUUCCCAAGUUCUGGUAGUGUUAUUUGGCAGCUGCAUUUUGGAGUUAAUAGUGGUGCAAUGAAGUUUGCUGUUGAGAACCAAGCUGUCAAUGAAGCUACUUUCCGUUGCCCAGACGAGCAUGGAUGGAAGCCUCAUAAAGUUCCCAUUGUCCCAUCUGAUGGAGCAAUAACGCAAACUAGGGAGACAUCUCUUCCGGUCUUAAAGAUUGUUAAGGCUUUGUCAGAAAUGGGAUUCGAUGUCGUUCCCUCGAACGAUGCGGGCCGUUUUGUGUGCAAUUAUGUCUACUAUCACUCUCUCCGGUUUGCCAAAGAGCAUGGAAUCAAAUCUCUUUUUAUUCAUUUCCCUCUCUUUGUUACAGUUGAGGAAGAAACACAGAUGCAAUUUGCAGCUUCUGUUCUUGAGGUGCUUUCUUCACUGAUUUAGAUAUGAAAUCAUGCUGCUGUUUGAACUCUCUGUUAAUUUCUAUAAGUAUUGUUAUUAAUUGUGGGUAAGGUGUGCGUGUGUAUAAAAUGAUUUGUAAAUUUGAACGUGCUCAAUGUCAUUUUCUGGAUCACAUUGUUCACACCUCAAUGUCUUCAAGGUUUCUUUUUUUGUU